Molecule: messenger RNA, 1451 nt
Organism: Fomitopsis serialis
Lineage: Eukaryota; Fungi; Basidiomycota; Agaricomycetes; Polyporales; Fomitopsidaceae
Exons: 8
Coding region: 137-1003 (288 amino acids)
Source: RefSeq, a predicted model, not a curated record
UCAUGCCAGUGUCUACUUCAAGGUCCAAGGUGGCGGAACGUCCGGGUACUUAUCUUGCCAUUCGUUCUGUCGUAUAGCUCGCUGCGGCCCCUACCCAAGUCAAGCUGUUUUACCAUCAAGCGCGCGAAGACCCAAGAUGCCCAUCUCUAUGCAGAAAGCCGAGCUCGUCGGCGUCCUCGUCGAGUCUAUCACUUAUGGUGCAUAUGCUGUCAUCCUGACACUCUGUAUCCAUGCUUUGUACAGGCGUCGGGGAAAUUGGCAGGCAAAUUGGAAAAUUGGCGGAGCACCUGCGGCGAGUUCCCAAGGCGAAAUCAGCGCGGGGCACCGUUCACGUAUCGGUCUUGCCUUAUGGGCGGCGAUUCUCUGGGUUCUAAUAUCUGCUCACUUGGUUGUUGACUGGGCCCGUGUCAUCACUGCGUUCACCGGAGACGAGUCUAACCCGGAGGGGGCGGCUGAAUAUUAUGCUCAACUAACAUCAGCUGGCAGUGUCUUCAAGACGUCCGUCUACACAGCCGUGACAAUUGCCUCAGACGCGUUCAUUGUUUAUCGAACCUUCAUAGUAUGGAACUGCAGUCUUCUGCUGACGGCCCUACCGCUCUUGCUUUUCCUGCGGACAGUGUCUAAACCAGCAAUGGGAAUCACGGCAUGCUACACUCUGAGCAAGUUGAAUGCGGAUGCCGUGUUCUAUGCCAAACUGCUAUCAUCGCGUACGCAGGCAUUCUACUCGUUGACAGUCAGCGUGAAUGUCAUCUGCACAUUGCUCAUCUCGUACCGCGUCCGGCAAAUUCAGAAGUCCGUUAGAACCUCAAGUACGCACGAUCUGAGGACUAGGUCCAUGUUAUCACAACUAGUCGUAGUUGCCGUUGAAUCUUGUGCUGCCUAUUCUGCGUUCUUGUUCACCGCACCUAUUAUUGUAUGUUCCAUAACUCUAAACCCGCGUUGUUAUACUGACCACGCUCGACACAUAGGGCAUCGUCUUCUCAUCGGUCAUCCUCCGUGUUAGCAAGGGUAUCAGUAUCGGUGACGGUAAUUCCGACUUGGAGCUCGCUGCUCUUGCUAGCAUGGACCCAAGACGUCUUGGAGAUGAUGCUGCCGCCGAACCCAGUGUGACUCCGAGCCACGCAAAGAGCAGGAGCAUCGACAAGUCUUCCUUCAAGUCUGGCACGACCGACGUUUGAUGAAUGAAAUUAGUUGUGAUACGGUCAUGACUACGUUACACCGGCGACGAGUGUACUACUGCUGUAGUAGUGACUGAUGGGUUCGGCACGUAGUUCACGAUCGUGAUGUUUUCGUUUUGAUGACUGUGAUAUGGUCUCCGCUUUGUGCCCCCAACCAGAUGCUUAUAACGAUCCUGUUCGCUUUUGUAAAGGUCCACGGCAAGCAAUGGGGGUCUCAAAUCCAGCCCGACCGUUUCAAUGAUCAACUCGAAGUGCGUACUACUCAGCAGUCGC